UUACUCUUCAACGGCGACAGUUCUCAAAUCUAUAUUUACAUCAUUUCCUCUACAGUGUAAUUAAACUACUCUUAUUGGAUGAUUUUGGUGUACGAAUUGCACUCCCGCCGGGCCUUCUUCCUUUCAAUUCAUCUACGCCAUGGACGUCCUGAUCUGCCAACCACGCAUUGCUCAGGAAACAUUAACCCUGCCGUACGCCGAGGCUGAUGACAGCCUCCGCGCCCUUGCCGGUCGAGCCGAGGGCUUUGGUCGGUUUGCUAUAGGAGGACUAAAUGGAGACCUUUAUCUUGUCACCAGCUUAGAAGAUGAUGGUUGUGGUUCACUUCGAGAAGGAUGCCGUUCCCAUAAGCCUCUGUGGAUCGUUUUUGAGGUAUCGGGAACUAUUCACCUGUCUUCCUUCUUGAGAGUAUCAUCCUACAAAACCAUUGACGGAAGGGGUCAGAAGGUUAAGGUGACAGGGAAGGGGCUGCAGUUGAAAGCCUGUGAGCAUGUCAUCGUUUGCAAUUUGGAAUUCGAAGGUGGAAGGGGGCACGAUGUCGAUGCCAUUCAGAUCAAGCCCGAGUCAAGGCACAUCUGGAUCGACCGUUGCAGUUUUCGCGAUUACACUGAUGGACUCAUCGACAUUACUUGCGAAAGCACAGACAUAACCAUCUCAAGAUGCCACUUCUCAGAGCACAACAAAACGAUUCUAAUUGGGGGAAACAGCUGCAACAUCGCCGACAGGUGCAUCGGCGUGACGAUCCAUCACUGCUUCUUUGACGGAACGCGGCAGCGGCAUCCUCGUGUUCGAUUCGGCAAGGUUCACCUAUACAACAAUUACACAAGAAAUUGGGGCAUAUACGCUGUCUGUGCCAGUGUAGAGUCACAGAUUCUAUCUCAGUGCAAUAUAUACGAAGCAGGGGAAAAGAAGACGGUCUUCAAAUAUCUGACAGAGAAGGCAGGAGAUAAGGAAGAAGGGGCUAGUGGGCGUGUAAGGUCCGUGUGCGAUCUGUUUCUUAAUGGCGCAAAACCUUGUUUGAUAGUAGUAGAUGACGGUGCUGAUAACGUGUUCGAGGCACAUGAAUGCUAUGAAGCAUGGACAAUGGAAGCUGCAUCAGAUUGCCUCAAAGAAGUUGUCCAGAUUUGUGCAGGUUGGCAGCCCCUGCCAAGGCCACAAGAUAGCUUAAUCAGUGCAAAAACUUCUUGCUGUUGGCAAAAGGACACGGCCAGCUCGCUGAGUUGAUGACUCAUCCCACUCGUAAGCUCUCGUUUCCAGAUUAAGGUCACAUGGCGGACACUUUCAGC
Messenger RNA from Zingiber officinale, 1284 nucleotides. RefSeq names its product probable pectate lyase 4. The transcript has 6 exons. The record is from RefSeq and is a predicted model, not a curated record. The coding region runs from base 140 to 1222 and encodes 360 amino acids. Gene Ontology annotation, molecular function: pectate lyase activity. Lineage: Eukaryota; Viridiplantae; Streptophyta; Magnoliopsida; Zingiberales; Zingiberaceae.